CUGUUAACUAGCUCUCUCUCUCUCUAUACGCGGUACUCCCACCUCACCAGGACGCAAUAUCCCACCGUGUUUCACACCAAGUAAGGUUCUCAUUCGGAAUUGUCACUACUUCCUGUGUGUCGUUCAUUUUUUGCCCGUACUACUCCUGGUCCUGGAUGUCCUCACCUGUCAUCCCGCUCCUGGGACUCUCAACCAGGCCAUCAUUGUAUCGAACUUCAUCAUCAUUUAAUACUCGGCUAUCUCGCCUUUCCAAGAUCCCAUAUCAACAUCUGAAAACAGAUCACAAGCAUAACCGCAGUAUCACCAUGUCUUCAUCUGCAGUCCAACCGCGAAUUACUCCUCUCCCCGAAGUCACCCGCCUCAGCCCAACUGUCAUCCGCAUCCUCGGCGGCAACCCCGGCAAAUUCACCCUCCAGGGAACCAACACCUAUCUAGUCGGCACCGGCCCCCAGCGUCUCCUUGUCGACUCAGGCGCCGGCGAGCGCUCCUGGAUCUCCGCCCUACAACGGACCCUCACCGACGAGAAAGCUCACAUAUCAGCCGCCAUCAUCACUCACUGGCACCACGACCACACCGGCGGGAUCCGGCACCUGCUCGACUGGAACAGCAAGAUCAAAGUCUACAAGAACCAACCCACCUACCUACCAGGCUACCACGGCAGUCCAGUCUCGCUCGAGCAAAUUGGCACUCCACUUCUCCCCAUCGAAGACGGGCAAGAGUUCAGCGUGGAGGGCGCCACGCUUAAAGCGGUGCACACCCCAGGCCACACGGUCGACCACAUGGUUCUCCACCUGGCCGAGGAGGACGCGCUCUUCACGGGAGACAAUGUGCUGGGCCACGGGACGGCCGUGUACGAGGAUCUGGGGGUGUACCUGAACAGUCUGGAGCAAAUGCGAGGGCUGUUUAAGGGGAAGGGGUAUCCGGGCCACGGACCGGUGGUGGAGGACGGGCCGGGCAAGAUUGGAGAAUAUAUUAGGCAUCGGCAGCAGAGGGAGGACCAAGUUAUUGCAACGUUAAAGAGAGACAGUGAAGAUGGAUGGACGCCGAUGGAGUUGGUCAAGGUUAUCUAUCAGGGCGUACCGGAAACUUUGCAUAUACCGGCCGCUGGAGGGGUGACGCAGAUCCUUUAUAAAUUGAGGAAAGAGGGGAAGGUGACGACGGCAGAUGGUGGCGAUCGAUGGCGGCUGACUGAUCGAUCGGCCCUGUGAGAAGAUGGCGCAUGGCGCUCAGGGUCACAACGUGGGAAGAACCAGCCAGCCGGUUCUUGGGCUGAAUUGCGCAUGAUGUAUGUAUGAGGGUGAUGAUGAUGAUGAUGAUGAUAGUGAUGGGUGGAGUAGAACCCAUUCAGGGUUCGGAACUGGUGCCGUUUGUCGCUUGUCGCUUCGCUCUCUCCCCAGAGCCGCGAGUGUGAUGUGCAUUGCACUCGAAUCCUUUUGGGGCACUGUACUAUGUAUGUACACAAUGAUCGCCCGUAGCCUUGACAGCAUGCACGGUGCAGUGGAUUUAUGACUGGCGCGCCAGUUCAUGACACCAAGUUCGCCUGACGAGGUUCCCGUUUUCGUACGGAUCCUUGUGUAGUAGCCAGCACCCAGUCAACCCUAGUAAGCGAAACGGCCCGGGGACGGUCCAGCGUACAUAGUAUAUACUAGACUAGGUUUCAAGACAUUGUUACCCCGUCCCUAGCUGGAGCGCCUGGAGCACAGGAAACGACUGUUUACGCGGUUCGUGUGCAAUGCAC
Neurospora crassa OR74A is the source of this 1738-nucleotide messenger RNA. RefSeq names its product metallo-beta-lactamase domain-containing protein. The coding region runs from base 156 to 1208 and encodes 350 amino acids. The transcript has a single exon. Gene Ontology annotation, biological process: secondary metabolite biosynthetic process. Lineage: Eukaryota; Fungi; Ascomycota; Sordariomycetes; Sordariales; Sordariaceae. The record is from RefSeq and is a predicted model, not a curated record.